This is a messenger RNA of Symphalangus syndactylus (siamang), 1072 nucleotides long. RefSeq names its product free fatty acid receptor 3-like. Gene Ontology annotation, molecular function: G protein-coupled receptor activity. The record is from RefSeq and is a predicted model, not a curated record. Gene Ontology annotation, biological process: G protein-coupled receptor signaling pathway; cellular response to fatty acid. Gene Ontology annotation, cellular component: plasma membrane. NCBI's taxonomy places the organism in Eukaryota, Metazoa, Chordata, Mammalia, Primates, Hylobatidae.
AUGAGUGCAGGCCCCGACCACUCCUACUUCUCCGGCAAUCACUGGUUUGUCUUCUCGGUGUACCUUCUUACAUUCCUGGUGGGGCUCCCCCUCAACCUGCUGGCCCUGGUGGUCUUUGUGGGCAAGCUGCGGCGCCGCCCGGUGGCCGUGGACGUGCUCCUGCUCAACCUGACCGCCUCAGACCUGCUCCUGCUGCUGUUCCUGCCUUUCCGCAUGGUGGAGGCAGCCAAUGGUUUGUACUGGCCCCUGCCCUUCAUCCUCUGCCCGCUCUCCCGAUUCAUCUUCUUCACCACCUUCUAUCUCACCGCCCUCUUCCUGGCAGCUGUGAGCAUUGAGCGCUUCCUGAGUGUGGCCCACCCACUAUGGUACAAGACCCGGCCGAGGCUGGGACAGGCAGGUCUGGUGAGUGUGGCCUGCUGGCUGUUGGCCUCUGCUCACUGCAGCGUGGUCUAUGUCACAGAAUUCUCAGGGGACAUCUCCCACAGCCAGGGCACCAAUGGGACCUGCUACCUGGAGUUCCAGAAGGACCAGCUAGCCAUCCUCCUGCCCGUGCGGCUGGAGAUGGCUGUGGUCCUCUUUGCGGUCCCCCUGAUCAUCACCAGCUACUGCUACAGCCACCUGGUAUGGAUCCUCGGCAGAGGGGGCAGCCACCGCCGGCAGAGGAGGGUGGCGGGGUUGGUGGCGGCCACGCUGCUCAACUUCCUUGUCUGCUUUGGGCCCUAUAACGUGUCCCAUGUUGUGGGCUAUAUCUGCGGUGAAAGCCCGGCGUGGAGGAUCUACGUGACGCUUCUCAGCACCCUGAACUCCUGUGUCGACCCCUUUGUCUACUACUUCUCCUCCUCUGGGUUCCAAGCCGACUUUCAUGAGCUGCUGAGGAGGCUGUGUGGGCUCUGGGGCCAGUGGCAGCAGGAGGGCAGCGUGGAGCUGAAGGAGCAGAAGGUAGGGGAGGGGCAGAGAGAGGACCGACCAGCUGAAAGAAAGACCAGUGAACACUCACAGGGCUGUGGAACUGGUGGCCAGGUGGCCUGUGCUGAAAGCUAGGUCCUCCGGGGGAGGAGGGUAUAGCUGGCAC